AUUGCUGGGGCUCCGCCGCGGGGAGGAGGACGCUGAGGAGGCGCGGAGUCGCGCAGCGCUGCGGGGGAGGCGCCCGCGCCGACGCGGGGCCCAUGGCCAGGACCACCAGCCAGCUGUAUGACACCGUUCCUAUCCAGUCCAGCGUGGUGUUAUGUUCUUGCCCGUCCCCAUCAAUGGUGAGGACCCAGACUGAGUCCGGCUCUGCCCCUGGCAUUCCCAGCGGUGGCAGCAGACAGGGCUCCACCAUGGACAGCACCGCGGCUGAGUCCCGAUCGAGCGCAAACUCGCUGCAGCACACCACACAGCCACCGCCACAGCCUCGGAAGAAACGGCCUGAAGACUUCAAAUUUGGGAAAAUUCUUGGUGAAGGCUCUUUUUCAACAGUUGUCCUGGCCCGAGAAUUGGCGACCUCAAGGGAAUAUGCUAUUAAAAUUCUAGAGAAACGUCACAUUAUCAAAGAGAACAAGGUCCCGUAUGUAACCAGAGAGAGAGAUGUGAUGUCACGCCUGGAUCAUCCGUUCUUUGUUAAACUUUACUUCACAUUUCAGGAUGAUGAAAAGCUGUACUUUGGUCUUAGUUAUGCCAAAAAUGGAGAACUACUUAAAUACAUUCGCAAAAUUGGCUCAUUCGAUGAGACAUGCACCCGCUUUUACACGGCCGAGAUGGUGUCGGCUCUGGAGUACUUGCAUGGCAAGGGCAUCAUUCACAGGGAUCUGAAACCGGAAAACAUUUUGCUAAAUGAAGACAUGCAUAUCCAGAUCACAGAUUUUGGGACAGCGAAAGUAUUAUCUCCGGAGAGUAAGCAAGCCAGGGCCAACUCGUUUGUAGGAACAGCCCAGUAUGUGUCUCCAGAGCUGCUCACAGAGAAAUCGGCCUGUAAAAGUUCGGACCUUUGGGCGCUUGGAUGCAUCAUAUAUCAGCUCGUGGCAGGACUGCCGCCUUUUCGCGCGGGAAAUGAAUAUCUUAUAUUUCAGAAGAUCAUUAAGCUGGAAUAUGACUUUCCCGAAAAAUUCUUCCCUAAAGCAAGAGACCUUGUGGAAAAACUUUUGGUUUUAGAUGCCACGAAGCGAUUAGGCUGUGAGGAAAUGGGAGGCUAUGGGCCUCUGCAAGCUCACCCGUUCUUUGAGUCCAUCUCGUGGGAGAACCUGCAGCACCAGACGCCUCCGAAGCUCACUGCUUACCUGCCGGCCAUGUCAGAAGACGACGAGGACUGCUACGGGAAUUACGACAACCUCCUGAGCCAGUUUGGCUGCAUGCAAGUGUCCACGUCCUCGUCAUCACACUGCCUGCCCGCCUCGGACGCAGGCCCGCCGCCAAUGGCGGGUAGCAACAUCGAGCAGUACAUCCACGACCUGGACACGAAUUCUUUUGAGCUGGACCUCCAGUUUUCCCAAGACGAGAAGAGGCUGCUGCUGGAGAAGCAGGCCAGUGGCAAUCCUUGCAGCCCCCCCGACGUCUGAAGGGGCUGAAGAGGAGGUCCUGCCUGUCAGAGAGGGAGCGGUCCACCCGCAGACCUGGGCGGGACUGCAGGAGCUGCAGCGUACUCACAGGGAUCUGCCUUCCACUGGGUGUCUCUGAACAGAACGUUUGGCAUCCCAUCACGGUGCCAGUGAGGCUGCAGCAUCAGAGGCCCGUCAUUCAGAGUUUGAACGCUAAAGGAAUUCCAUGUUGUAAUUGUACAUGACACGAGGAGCUUUUUCAGAGCCAGGCAGUAUCACAUUACAGAGAAGUCACAUUGUCCAGGCUGGAGAAAUGCACACAAAAGCUGGGAGACCAAGGAGCCUUGGGCUGUGGAUGCUACUGGGUGACAGUGGGAUGAAGACGCUCGGUGCUGCCCCAGGCCGUGGCGCGGUAGCUCACGGGGUUAAGGAGAUGGCUGCAGACACAAGGAGUGAGUUGGCAUCCCUCCCGCCGAGUUGUGUUUUUGCUUUACACGUGGAUGACUCCCCAGAUACUGCUCGAAUUGCAAGCGUUAAGCCAGGCACUGGCUUUGAGCCUGUGAGCCCAGAUUCGCAUAUUUAGGAAGAGACAAGCAAACUGUGAUCCGUGCACAUGGAUGAAAACCAGACGCUCGUGGUUAAUCACACUGAGGCACUGAGUCUCUCCAGCUUGGGAGCCGGAAGGCCUAGUCCUUCCCAUCUUUCUGGAAGUCCCACAAGGUAUCCGCUGAGCUGAGCAGCCUCAUCAUCCUUCAGCUUCUCAUUGAUCUCCACAGCCACGCGUCGCGGGGAGGGAAGAAACCUGCCUCACUUACAAGUAGUCGUGUUAAAACUCCUGAUUUGUCAGUAGUGUGAAUAACGGAGUGGGAAGUGUGCAGGAAGGACCUCUGCCGCCAACUCAGCUGGGAGCCGCCUCGAGCUGAGCCCGCACGUGAUGGCUGGCACUGGGGGUGGGAUCUGCUGCUCGUGCCAUGAAGACCGUGUCACUACAGAGUUUUACUGGCAGACGAUGGUUAUUCGAAUUCGGCCGUUUGGCCCAUUUUUCUGGGAAAUGAGCAGAAUGAGCCUGUCCUUUAAAGACAGACAGCUGCCAGUGUUUCUUACCAGUGAUAAAAUCAAAGUUAGAGAUUUGGGAAACACUCCGUCACUGUGAGCUUGACAUCUUCCCAGUACUUAAAGACUUUUUUUGAGGAGAAUAGGGAGUGAUGGUCAUAUGUUGGAUUUGUCAGCACUGUGGAGUCUGCGUAACCCAGCAAGCCACCACUUUUCAGGCGAGUGCUGUGUGAUGCUGUAAAAUCACAGAAGGGCUGCAGAGCCGUCCAGAGUGCCAGGGACACUGCUGAGUUCCGAUGCCGCAGAGUGUGAAACGCCCAUUGUUGGGGACGCAGCUUCCAUGUGGCAAGGACCUUGAAGGAGCCACCCUGGUUGAGUGGCUUCAGCCGGGACAGCCGGGACACCGUGCGCAGGCAGAGGCAGCAGGAGCCCCCCCACCCCCCACCCCCACUCUCCACGUGAAGCCAUACGCUAAGGAGAUUUGCUAAAUGUGCAGAAGGCUCCUGCUUCACGUUAACUAUCUUCGCUUUGGAAAAAAAUUACCCUUAAA
This is a messenger RNA of Hyaena hyaena (striped hyena), 3042 nucleotides long. It is a transcript of the gene PDPK1, whose product is annotated as 3-phosphoinositide dependent protein kinase 1. The record is from RefSeq and is a predicted model, not a curated record. Gene Ontology annotation, molecular function: ATP binding; protein serine/threonine kinase activity. The transcript has 12 exons. Lineage: Eukaryota; Metazoa; Chordata; Mammalia; Carnivora; Hyaenidae. Gene Ontology annotation, biological process: intracellular signal transduction; peptidyl-serine phosphorylation. Bases 93 to 1460 code for a protein of 455 amino acids.